AUGGCCCAUGAUACUCGAACCAUUUUGCGAGUUACUAGAGAAGAGAAGAAUUUUAUUAGGCAAAAUAAAAGUAACCCAAAAACUCCCAAAAUGAAAUUAGCUAAUCACAUCAAACGUCCCUCUACCAGACACGUCGACUCCCUUGAAUUUCACCCUGACAACGCUAUACCAUUUCUAACUCGUACUCGAAACAAGAAAAACUUCGGAAUCUUGGAGACAAACAAUGGCAACACACACGUGUCACGUCUUCCUACACCGGUACAUACAAUGCAAUCAGUACACGAUCAAGAACAUCAUCAAGAGCCAUUUGCCGAGACCAAGGUUGAGACCAAGAUUACCGAUGGCAAGUGCACUUCGUUAACAGUGUGGAGAAAGUCACUUUUAAUUAGUUGCAAUGGAUUUACAGUAAUUAAUUCCUGUGGAGAUUUAGCGUAUCGGGUUGAUAAUUACUUUGAUCAUCCAGAGGAACUCAUUCUUAUGGAUGGCUCAGGAAAGUCCAUCUUCACAAUGCGUCGACGCAAGAAGCUUGGAUUACUAGUUGAUAACUGGCUUGUCUAUGAAGGUGAAGGAUGUGCAACAACCAAAUUAUCAAAGAAGCCAAUUUGGUGUGUGAGGAAGAAUGUUAACGUUUUAAAGACCAAUCACAGUGUACUUGCAUAUGUUUUUCGAGGAUCCUUAGAAAAAAGAUGUUCGUUUGUGAUUGAAGGUUCUUAUACGCAUAGAUCAUGCAAAGUAUUAGAUGUAUCAAGAAAGGUUUUGGCAGAGAUCAAGAGGAAAGAAGCUAUCGUUAGAGGUGUUUCUUAUGGGGUUGAGGUUUUUGUUUUGAAUGUAGAGCCAGGAUUUGAUGCUGGAUUUGCCAUGGUCAAAAAGAAAAAGGGUAAAAGGAACAGUCUUAACCUUUUCAAAGCUGCAAGUAUACGAAAUUCUGAGAGGAAAAAAGAUGGUGGAAAUGCGGGGGGUAUCGAUCCCCAUACCUCUCGCAUGCUAAGUGAGCGCUCUACCAUCUGA
This is a messenger RNA of Dovyalis caffra, 1008 nucleotides long. The record is from the annotation of a GenBank genome assembly. Lineage: Eukaryota; Viridiplantae; Streptophyta; Magnoliopsida; Malpighiales; Salicaceae.